UUGUAGAAACUGGCUGGAGAAAGAAAGCAAAUCCGCAUCAGACGGGUCCUACUGAAAGAAUUGGAAAUAAAAUGCAAAGACACUCAACUGCAUCGAGAUUAAGGAUUUGGCUUCAGUCUCACGUAGUGGAGCAGCCGUGGGUUGUGGAGUCAGAGAAACCUAGGUCAGGUAGCAGCGCGGCCUCUCAUUGCGGGUCGUGGCCCCUGGCAAGAGCAUGUCAUCUAUCCUGCCGUUCACUCCGCCUGUUGUGAAGAGGCUGCUGGGAUGGAAGAAAUCAGCCGGUGGGUCCGGAGGAGCAGGCGGCGGAGAGCAGAACGGACAAGAAGAAAAGUGGUGUGAGAAAGCGGUUAAAAGUUUGGUGAAGAAGCUAAAGAAAACAGGACGAUUAGAUGAGCUUGAGAAAGCCAUCACCACUCAAAAUUGUAAUACUAAAUGUGUCACCAUACCAAGCACUUGCUCUGAAAUUUGGGGACUGAGUACACCAAAUACGAUAGAUCAGUGGGAUACAACAGGCCUUUACAGCUUCUCUGAACAAACCAGGUCUCUGGAUGGCCGUCUGCAAGUGUCUCAUCGGAAAGGACUACCACACGUGAUAUAUUGCCGAUUGUGGCGCUGGCCUGACCUUCACAGUCACCAUGAACUCAAAGCAAUUGAAAACUGCGAAUAUGCUUUUAAUCUUAAAAAGGAUGAAGUAUGUGUAAACCCUUACCACUACCAGAGAGUUGAGACACCAGUUUUGCCUCCGGUAUUAGUGCCACGGCACACUGAGAUCCUAACAGAACUGCCUCCUCUGGAUGAUUAUACCCACUCCAUUCCAGAAAACACUAAUUUCCCAGCGGGAAUCGAGCCACAGAGUAAUUACAUUCCAGAAACGCCCCCUCCUGGAUAUAUCAGUGAGGAUGGAGAAACAAGUGAUCAACAGUUGAACCAAAGUAUGGAUACAGGAUCUCCAGCAGAACUAUCUCCUACUACUCUUUCCCCGGUUAAUCAUAGUUUGGAUUUGCAGCCAGUUACUUACUCAGAACCUGCAUUUUGGUGUUCAAUAGCAUAUUAUGAAUUAAACCAGAGGGUUGGCGAGACCUUCCACGCAUCACAGCCCUCACUCACUGUAGACGGUUUCACAGAUCCAUCCAACUCAGAGAGGUUCUGCCUAGGGUUGCUCUCCAACGUCAACCGAAAUGCGACUGUAGAAAUGACAAGAAGACAUAUAGGAAGAGGAGUACGCUUAUAUUACAUAGGUGGAGAGGUUUUUGCUGAGUGCCUAAGUGAUAGUGCAAUCUUUGUGCAGAGCCCCAACUGUAACCAGAGAUACGGCUGGCACCCUGCGACAGUGUGUAAAAUUCCACCAGGCUGUAAUCUGAAGAUCUUCAACAAUCAGGAAUUUGCUGCUCUCCUGGCUCAGUCUGUUAAUCAGGGUUUUGAAGCCGUGUAUCAGCUAACUAGAAUGUGCACCAUAAGAAUGAGUUUUGUGAAAGGAUGGGGAGCAGAAUACCGAAGGCAGACGGUAACGAGCACUCCUUGCUGGAUUGAACUUCAUCUGAAUGGACCUCUACAGUGGUUGGACAAAGUAUUAACUCAGAUGGGAUCCCCUUCAGUGCGUUGCUCAAGCAUGUCAUAAAGCUUCGUCACCACUCAGAUCCCAUCAAAAGACUUAAUGUAACAACUCUUCUGUCAUAGUAUUUGUGUGUGGUCCCCAUGGACUGGUUACUGUCCAAAAAUUCAAGAAAGAAAAACAGCACUUGAGGUCUCAUCAAUUGAAGCACCUUGUGGAAUCGGUUUCCUAUAUUCAAAUAUUAGAUGGGAAAAUUAGUGUCUAGAAAUACCCUCCCAUACAGGAGAAAAAGAAGAUUUUAAAGACUUAACUGAUGUCUUGGUGGGCAUAAAACUGAAUGUCCCAAAGGUCUAUUAAUAACAGUAGUAGUUAUGUGUACAGGUAACGUAUCAUGAUCCAGUAUCACAGUAUUGUGCUGUUUAUAUACAUUUUUAGUUUGCAUAAAUUAGGUGUGUGUGUGUGUGCUGCUUCUUGAUUUAGGCAAGCCUUUAUAAAGUUACAGUACCUAAUCUGUUAUUCCCACCUCUCCGUUAUUUUUGUGUGUCUUUUUUAAUAUAUAAUAUAUAUCAAGAUUUUCAAAUUAUCAUUUAGAAGCAGAGUUCCCUUGUAGAAAAACUAAUUUUUUUGCCUUUUACCAAAAAUAAACCCUUGGGGGAAGAAAAGUGGAUUAACUUUUGAAAUCCUUGACCUUAAUGUGUUCAAUGGGUCUUAUAAACAUUCAUCUUGUGUUAUUUACUGCUACAUCUCACUGUAUGGAAACUUUGCAGAAAAUCUUUCCAGACCUCUUCUCCUUCCACUUUUGCCCUGAUACCAAAACUGUGUAGCAUGAUAUCCAUCACUAGUAAUGGUGGCACUGAUACUGCCAGCACCAGUUAAUUCUGGGGCACAGUGCAAGUUCCUAUGGAGUAAGUCCCUUUGUCUUAACAACAGAUUUCAAUGGAUAGUAAUAGACUUGUGUAACCAAGCAGUCUGUUGAUUUAUCCUUACACCUCAUAAAAACACAAAUGGCAGUAUAAUUAUUUUCAGGGAUAUGCUACAAUUGCUUCAGUAUAUUUAUCCUUUUUUUAAAGCCAAUCUAUAGAUAUAAACACUCUUUUUUAAAAGCUAUUUUAAAAUAUUUCAAUAGCAGACCUAGUGCUCUCUGAGUUUCAUUUGAUUUAAUUACCAGAUUGUAUUAUGAAAUGGACCUUUUGUAAUUGUAAUUGUGUCUGCAAAAUACCUACAAGAGUGAUGCUGAGGUAUGAUCAGCAGAUAAGGGUCAUCUGUUUUUAAAGUAUGUUGUAUUAAAUUUAUAAAAAAUCUAUGUUAUUUUACCUAAUUAUGAAUUCAGAAUUUUAAAAAUUGGGGAGAAGCAGUUUAGCAAGUUUUUUAGCUUCUAAUUACCUACAGUCUGAGCUGUUCUUAACUAAUCCUGAAUGUGUGGUUGACUAUUAUAACCAAUGACAUUUUAUGCUCUGUGGUGAGAGAAGAUUCCAGAAGCUCUGUUGGUAGUCCAUUUGGUGGCAGACAAUCCUUGUUUGAUGUUGACUCUGCAGUUUAAAUGCUUCUUGUUUGCAUCUCUUUAGAAAUGGGGAUAGCCACUCCCAACCCCCUUCUAGUAAAUUUUCAGGUUUUUGGAGAUAGACACUUUUGGUACUUACUUUUUGAAACCAUGUUCAGCUGUCUCUACAGGUAUCAUUUUCAAUAUUCACAGCAUUUGAAUGUUUUCUACUAGAUACUGCCCCGUUUUCCUAUAUUUGUGAGUACAUGUUAGUGUUCAUGCAGACUUGGUAGUCAUUUUUAAUUCUUUCAGCAAAUAUUUACUGUUCACCUGUUAUGUGCACCAGGAACUUUCUUGACGUUGGGUAAAAGUGAACAAGACAGAUCCAGUCCCAGCCCUGGCCAAGACUUCAGUUACUGUUGUAACCCUUAGUUAGUUCAUUUGUCUAUGAGGGAGAUAAGCAGGUAGAGCUUAUGGUAGAGCACAGCAAGAAAGGCUUCUCUAAAGAAGCGAUGCUUGAGCGGACAUCUGAUGUGAGAAGGGAGCAAGCCACGGGGAGACCCCCAGGAGAUUGGUGUUCCUGGCAUGGAGAAAGGCACCAAAUGCCAAGGCUCAUUGUGAAAGAAACUCAUUAUUAGUUAUUAAUGCUUACCCCGAAGUCUCUACAGAGAUCCAAACUCGAGGACCAAAAGCAUUCUAUAAUUUCUAAUAGUUGAGGGUGGCCUUACUUUGUCGGUUCAUAUGUCCUAGGUAUGACUGUCAGACCAGCAGCCUCUGCCCUUUGGAAGGCUUGAACUUCUGUGAGAACUGGUGGUGAUGCUGGGAACGGUUGUGGGUGCAGAAAACAACUUUGAAAGUGGCAGAAGGGCCUGGCAGUCACUCACUCUUGGAUUGAGGUGGUAGGUGAAGCAGUGCCAACGACAGCAUUCCAGUAGUGAUUACAUCUCCAUAACUGUGUUGAGGUUCUUCCCUACAGUAUUGAACUGGGACUCAACUCUUUAGAAAUACCUGUUGUACUGAGCACUUAGACCUGUCGAGCAGUUGCCCUGGUGUUUAACGAUCUUACGUGUUUUUUUGGAGAUGCUAUUUCUUACAUUCUGUCCUGUCUACUGUGGCCUACAUUUUGUUGAUUUUCCCCCCUCUUUAUUGGGGCUUUCAUUCUUCUAAAUGAUGAGUUCUCUUUGAUGUUGAAUUUUGCUUCUAUUUAAAUUAGCAACAUUAUUUAGAAUUCCCCUCCCACAGUGGUCACUUUCUUUGUUUCACAUGAGAACUGAUAAACAUGUUUCAGUCCCAUUUCUAAACUGGAUGGUGGUCUGCACAGUCAAAUCUAUAGAUGCCGUGGGGAAUCGGGAGGCUGGUGGUGUUCCCAUGUUCCCAUUGACUUUGGUUUAACUAGUGGCAGCUUCGUUUUUACCCUGUAAUGGAGUUAUAUAGAGAUUUCUUUCUUCCUUUUUUUUUUUUUUUUAAGAGUUUUACUGCUUUUUUAGAAAAAAAAAAGUUUGAAAAGUCUGUGUAAGUACUGUUUAGGAUUAGAACAUAUGAGUGGACUUCGGCCCCCCCUUUGGAACAACCCUGCUUGUGUUCUUUCCUUCUAUUUCAGAGAAACUUCCUGAUUAUAUUUGAACUACACCAGUUAUACUAAUUACACAUUAUGUCAUCCAUUCACUCAGUAAACAUUUAUUGAUGUAUCCCUUUAUCCGGCCACGGUGGUAGGUGCUGAGUAAUGAAGAGAUGGCUAGGAUUUAGUCUGGCCCUCAAGCUGUGGGGUUAUUCCUCACUCAGGACCUGCCACUUUGCCAGAAGGAAUCUUCCCUAAUUUUUCUUGAAAGCUAAAUAUUCUUAUUCAGUACUCCUAGUCUGUAUUCCAAGUACAUAAUUGCGAAUUGUUUAAUAUCUAGGGUUUUUUUUUUUUAAUCUUAAACUGUAUCGGUUUUGCUUGAUUCAUCUGCCUUUACACUUGUCAUAUUUUCUCCUUUGUCAAAAUUAUUUUAAUUCCAGUUUAUUUGUGCCUUUUAGGUCGGUUUCAAUCAAGACCAAGACUUUGAAGGUGAAAAACAAUCAGUCUGGUCUCUCGCUAAUUGAAAUCAAGUAAAAGACUAUAUGUGCCCAGAUGGUUUCUCUACCUCUUCCAAAAGCUGUCCAAAUACACCUUUAAGAUCUUUUUGUGUUUUGUUGUUUCUCUUCUCUCUUCUCUCCUGUCUCCUGUCUCCUCUCUCCUCUCCUCUUCUCUUCUCCCUUUCUUUCUACACUUGGAGCAUUUAUUCAGUACUCACUACUCUCCUGGUCUGGUUGAUGGUGAGUUAUAAAGUAAGAGAAUGUUCACCUUAUUUAAAAUUUGUCUUUGUGUUCAUCUUUUGUAGCUGCACAUGAUGAUUUCAUAGACUGCCUCCUUCCACACCAUUGAUAACUAGAUAGUCUGUGGACAUAAGCAGCACAGGAUCUUUUCUCUUACUCUGAUCCAACUCAUCGAUGUUCAGACAUGACAAAUUAUUGCCCAGUUUCUUUGCUUCAUGAGCGUUUCUCUGCUAAAUUCUUAAUAUUUAUCAACUGAAUUGUAUUUUUCCUCUCCUCAUCACAGAAUGUAUCCCUUGUGGUCUUACUGGUUGCCCUCCUCCGUGCCAGCCAUGUUUUAUCUGCAGACAUCAGAAUGUUUUCUCUCCAUUGAACUCUACUAAAGAUGAAAAAGAUGGUGCUUUUCAUACCCAGGGUCCUAAUUUCUUCACCAUGAAGGUUGAUUUUGUUCCCAUUGGUCAGUCACCUAAAUCUUAAAAAUGGCUCUUCAGUUAAAUGUCUUUGUGACUAGCAAAUAGCAUGAAUUACAGAUUCUAUUUUAAAUUACGUUUAGGAUUAGGAACUUUUCCAGCAGUUGCAGCCAAUGGUUUCCUGUAAUACUAGCCCAUUUCCACCUUGGAGCAUAUUGGAUUGUUGUAUUUAGUACAGGCAAGAGUAACGAUGGUAGUGAGUGGUCUCUAGGUAGUCAGAAUCCUACUAAUGAGUUCCUUUUAUUUCUUCCUUUUCAAGUUUUCAUGAAUAUUCUAUCUGUUCAGACUACCUUUUAUGUAUGGAGAUUGAGGGGCAGAUCAUCUCUUGGAGUGGAAUUCCUGUGUUUGGAGCCUCAACCAGGAAAUGUCAGCUAUACUAGAUAUAGACAGCUUCAUAAUAACCUUUGUAAUAAGAACUUGUCUAAUGUGUUCAUAUAAUUUCUUGAGAAGAACCGUUUUAUCUUGGAUAUUAUAGGUAACUUUAUAUAUAGCAAAACUGCCUUAAAUCUUUUUAGUAGGAAAUAAAUUAUAUAAAGUGUGUGUAUGCAUUAUGUAUACCUACGCACUCCUAGAAAAACCUGAACACAGCGUAGGGGUCAUUUAUCUGCUUACGUUUUAACACCGUUGAAUGAUUCUGUUGUUUAAAAUCUCUAACCUCAGUAAAAGUUCCCUAAUUUGCUUGUGGACAUUUUCCUUUCAGAUCUUCAGAGUUAUUUAUUUAUUCUGCCAGAGUUGUGAUUUGGUGGUUCAGUUAGUAUGCCAUUUUUAAGGCAGCUUGAUAAUUAAGAAUGAUAACUGGAAUUCAUUAACAUCAAAAAGAGCUGCAGUAGACACUCAUUCAUUAAAUUAUUAUAUAUCCAGUGGUCUCUGAAAGGUACUAGUUGAGGGUUAACUUUUUUGUUAUUAGAUUGCCCCCCCCCCCCCCCCACUUUUCCCUCUUGCUUUAAGAUUGCUAAGCUGCUUAAGAUACUGUGGCAAGUAGCACCACUGAGUCAAGUUCUCCUGUAGUCAUGGGCAGCCUAAGGUGGCUGAGACCUAAUUUUUUUUUUUAGCUGUGCUCAACAGAAAUGGAUUUUCCCAAGUUCUUUGGGUCAUCUCCGGUUCAUAGAGGAUCUGUCCAGAGUGUGUUAGCCUUACUUAGUUAACUUCAGUGUUGAUUGGUUUGCUGCCAUGAGAUCCAUAACAGAUCCCAAAUUUCAGCCACUGGUUGCGAUGUAAGGGCCCUUGGAAGAAAAAUGCUGCUGCUGAUGGGAAUGAGGAUUCAUGAAUACCACACAAAGGACUUUUAGAUUUUUCUUCAAAACAAUUCCUGGAAGAUGAUGUUCUCUCCUACCCUCCAGAAAGAAGAAAAAAGCUCUUAGUCUUCUUUAGAAUUUUCACUUUGCUCUUUUGGGUGGGUGGGGGGCGAUUAGGGAUUUACUUCCUAUUUCUACUUAAAGAUGGUGGUUUAUUGAGCCAGGAAAUUCAUAAUAUGUUGAUAAAAUGAUGAAAGUGAAGUUUUAGAAUUCUAAAAAUACUUCAUUAUGUACUUCCCAUUUCACACUCCACUUUUCUUCUUUCUGUGGCUUUAAAGCUUUUGGCUAUUUUACACUUAGUCACUAGAUAACUUGCCAUAUUUCUGGUUCUAUAUUAAGUUCUACCCUUUACAAUGCCAUAGCAGAAAGUUGAUUCUCAGCAUCUGUCUGUAGGGAUAGAAAUCUUACUAAAGUCUCUUCUCCCAAAGAGAUUUUACCUUUUUCAAUAAGUCCCUUAAGAACUACAUUUGUCCAUCUUAUUUACAGUUUUGGAUUGUUCAAACAAAAAACAUACAUUAGUGAGAAAGGAUGGGGUGCUUUUCUGGUGAAUGUAUGUACCUGCUUUAAGAAUGUAGUCAUUUGUUGGUUUAUGUAACUAUACAUACAGAUUAAUUAAAAUUGGGGAAAAUAAUCACAUAUGUAGCAAGUAGGUAAACCUGCAUGGAUUUAGGGUUUUUUUUUUUUUUUUUUUUUUUUUAAAUCCUAUUUGUUGGCAAAAUGCAGAACCCAAAUUGGUCACUUUUUAGACCAACUUUACCUCAGGUUUCCUUUUUGCUUUUCUGACCCUGACCUUUAAGGCAUAAAUAUUUGUAUCUUUUUAUUAGUGAUAGUGAAGCUGUGACACUAACCAUUUUUAUACAAGAGGGCAAAACAAGGAAAACUAGAGUAAGAUGAAAGCAGUUCUUCAGUUGUUGAACUAGAUCCCAGCAUUGUAGGCAAAAUAAAAAUGUGCACAUCUGAGAAUACUCCUUGCCGUCUCUUCCCAAGGCCAUCUCUUCUGGCAGAAGGCUGUUAUAAGUAACAAUUCAGGGCCUUUGUAAUCUGAGGAGAAUAUCUCCAGUUGGCAAUCUUUUCAAUAGAUGAAGCAAGAAUGUGGGAAAUAGUUGGCAAUGAGUGUUUUCACCUAAAAAAAGAAAAUGAAAAGACAUAUAAAAUUGAAUUAUUCAUUUGGCUCUGAAAAUCUCAUAAAGAUUCAGUGAAAUACUAUAUAACUGGACAAAACCAGGAGAACCUUUAGAGCAUUUGUCUGAAAACAGGUUUCAAGAAUGAACUUUUAUAUACACCAAUCACUCAUUUGCUUAGGUACCACUGACUGUUCUUAGAAUUGACACCGUUAAAUAAGGUGUGUGUGGACUUCCCAGGAGCUAGCCAUUAGCAAGUGUCCUCAAAAAAUUUUUUGAGCUGAUGCCCUCGUAGGUAGCUUUACGCUCUUGAAAAUUUUUACCAUUUUCUUAGUGAUCCGAAGGGAAGAGUGAGUGCUGUGCUCAGGGUGACCGACGGCCCCAGGGUGCUUGGGUCUGGGCCAUUUCCUGGACGCAGGACUUUGACUUUCAGACCCGGGGAAGUCCUGGGCACAGCAGGAACGGUCACCCUAGGUGUUCUUGUGAUUGACCCUCACUCCCUUAAACGUUGUGAUGUUGCAGUUAACGUUCAGCUGUCUUAGGGCUGUCAACAUUGCUGAUACCUGGAUGUGUGUCCUCCAAUUAUUUACUGUGGGUGAAUUGUGAGAUUCACAACCAACAACUGCUAAGGCACCAGCAUGAUGGUGAGACUAACCCUUAGUAAUUCAGGGAAGGUAAGCGGGGGCUUAAUGAAACACAGAAGAGGCAAGAGAGUGAAGUUCCUCAGAACCUGUGUGUGUAUGUAAGUACAAAUCAUUUGUUGAUGGGGUUAAGUCUAAUAGGAAGUUGACCUUUUUCACAUCGCAGUAAGAGAAAACCAAGUGGGAUUGUGGAUUCCUUCUUGCUUGAGGGAGAAUCUGGCCUUUGAUGCUCUACCCUCCUCUACACUCCCCAGACUGUCCUGCUCAGGAAGCUGAACGCAGUGUCCAUUCUCAGUGAUUGUUGUAUUGAGAUUACUGCAUGUAUCAGCCAACGGCAGGUGAAGGAAUUGGAUGUCCUGAUCCAGACUGAGCAGUGGCCUCAGUACCCGUAGCCCCCUGCCCUUCAGGUGCUUACCAACCAGAACAGCAACCCCAGGAGCUGAGAUUUUUCUAGUAUAGCAUUAAUUUUGUAAUGCAAUAUGCUGGAUGCAGAGUCUGUUGUUGUUUGCCUGUGGUCCUCAGAGACUGCAUCCUCCGUGCACUGUGAUGUAGAUGGUAGAUGUGUUCUUUGUAAGCUUUAAUCCUAUGGUUGUCAAGAGUACCAUGUGGUUCCACUGUUUUGUUUUGUUUUUUUAAACGAUGAGCUGAGGCUUUAUUGCAGCUGGUUUUCAAGUUAAAAUUGUGAAAUACUGGUUUCCUUCCCCACCUCCCUCCCCGCCCACACCAAAUAUUUUAGUCUAUUUAAAGUACAAAAAAAAAAAAUAGUUCUACUUAAGAAAACAUUGCUUAAAUGUCCUGUGAUUUCUGGUCAAUUUUUAUAUAUAUUUGUGUGUGUCUGUAUGUGCUUUCACUUUUUACCUUGUUUGCUCUCUACCUGUGUUAACAGUACUUUCACCAUUGAAAGGUGAACAUUUUUCCUAGCAUUAAAAAAAAAAAAAGCCA
Molecule: messenger RNA, 9793 nt
Organism: Canis lupus familiaris (dog)
Lineage: Eukaryota; Metazoa; Chordata; Mammalia; Carnivora; Canidae
Gene: SMAD2
Product: SMAD family member 2
Exons: 11
Coding region: 215-1618 (467 amino acids)
Biological process (GO): SMAD protein signal transduction; BMP signaling pathway; regulation of transcription by RNA polymerase II
Cellular component (GO): heteromeric SMAD protein complex
Molecular function (GO): RNA polymerase II cis-regulatory region sequence-specific DNA binding; DNA-binding transcription factor activity, RNA polymerase II-specific; I-SMAD binding
Source: RefSeq, a predicted model, not a curated record